UAAACAGGUUUAAUACUGAAACAAAUGAAAAAUUGUUUUUAUUCUAGCAAAUACCAUUACGGUAAGUAUAUAGUUUGAUGUAGAACUGUCUAUACAUCUUAUUUAACUAUGGAUACAAAGCUGCCACGAAAAAAGUAUUAUCGUCAAAGAGCUCACUCUAAUCCACUUGGGGACCAUAAUUUCCAAUACCCGGUUGGACCGCAAGACAUGGAUUGGUCGAGUAUUUACCCAGAGUAUUGCAAUGAAGCAAUGAAAAACAAGUAUAAGGUGGAAGUAGUAGAUAUUGGUUGUGGAUACGGUGGGCUGCUGAUCAAACUAUCCCCUUUAUUGCCAAAUACUUUAAUGCUUGGAAUGGAAAUCCGUGUUAAAGUUUCAGAUUAUGUCCAAGACAGAAUAAAAGCUCUUCGAAAAACAUCGAUCGAUAAAGGAUCUAAAGAUUUUCAAAACAUAGCAUGUAUUCGUACCAAUGCGAUGAAACAUUUGCCAAAUUUUUUUUCAAAGGGUCAAAUUCGAAAAAUGUUUUUUCUUUUUCCUGACCCACAUUUUAAGAAACAAAAGCAUAAAUGGAGAAUAAUUAGUCCUACAUUGCUAGCAGAAUAUGCCUAUGUUCUCGGUGUUGGAGGUAAAGUUUAUACAAUAACUGAUGUUGAAGAGGUUCACGAUUGGAUGGUUCAACACUUCACCCAACAUCCACUGUUUGAAAGAGUUGGCGAAGAAAAAUUGCAAAAUGAUGAAUGUUACAAGGCAACUUUCAACUCGACAGAAGAAGGACAAAAAGUUGAAAGAAAUUCAGGAGAUAAAUUUCCAGCAGUUUUUGUCAGAAUUUCUAACAAGAGCUGAUCUUGUUGUUACUACAUCAUUU
Molecule: messenger RNA, 862 nt
Organism: Styela clava
Lineage: Eukaryota; Metazoa; Chordata; Ascidiacea; Stolidobranchia; Styelidae
Product: tRNA (guanine-N(7)-)-methyltransferase-like
Biological process (GO): tRNA methylation; RNA (guanine-N7)-methylation
Cellular component (GO): tRNA methyltransferase complex
Molecular function (GO): tRNA (guanine(46)-N7)-methyltransferase activity
Source: RefSeq, a predicted model, not a curated record